Messenger RNA from Dissoconium aciculare CBS 342.82, 322 nucleotides. RefSeq lists its product as uncharacterized. NCBI's taxonomy places the organism in Eukaryota, Fungi, Ascomycota, Dothideomycetes, Mycosphaerellales, Dissoconiaceae. The record is from RefSeq and is a predicted model, not a curated record. The transcript has a single exon. Bases 33 to 293 code for a protein of 86 amino acids.
ACCCAGAGGCAUUGUAUGAACCGCACAUGACGAUGGCGGGACACCACCACGGUCACAGACCCGGCUAUGGUCCUAGACAUGGCGGUAAUACACCAAACGCGCCUCAGCAAGCGAGGACGCGAGCAAUCAAUGAUCAGGCAAGAUAUGAAAUGGCGGCCACAAGAGAGCUACAGGCUCGUCGCCGUUAUGAAGAAGAGCAGGAACGAUAUCGACGGUCGAGGAAUCAACGGAUGGCCCAGCGGCAACACGAUGGUGAAUACUAUGACGAUGGAUGUUGUUGUACCAUCAUGUAGUUGUGAUACGCAAUACUUCCAGUCAGCAA